AGAUGGGAUGCUCAUCUUCUUCGAACGCGAAGGCUGUACAGGAGCCUGUGAAACCUCCUGUAGCAGAUGCAAAACCCGCGCAGACAAGCAGCGCACCACCAAAGAAGGAGGAAACUCCCACGCCUGUUGAGAAACCUGUGGAGGAGCAACCAAAGGAGCAGGAGAAGGAGAAGGAGGAGAAAGAGAAGGAGACGCAAGGGAACGCGAAGAAUGAAUUCGAGCCAUUGCCAGUUCCAACUGAGGAGGUGACGGAGCAUCGAGAGCGUCCCAACCUGGUGUGGGCAAAGAAUCCCAUGGCUGAAGGUGAGGAGGAGAAAGAACAAACGGGAGGCGAAGCUCCUGCCGAAGGGGAGAAAAUGAUCAGUUUCAACCCCAUCCUCCUUCCCGUUCCACCUGCGGAAGGAGGAUCAGCAGUACAGCUCUACUGCCCUCUCACCUCUGUUGAGGAGCUGUCCGGAUUGAGCGUCCUCGUGCUUUUGAGGGAGAAUAAGAUCCCGCACGACUUGAAGAAGGAAAGCAUCGCUGAACCUGAGAGAAAGAUGCCCGUCUACCUCGAUGACGGAGGGCUUCACUUGUGGGAAGCCAACGCUGCUCUGCGCUACAUCUGCACCAAGGAGGAGCUGACUGGCUGGUACCCUGCCGAUGUCCAGAAGAGAGCGAUCUGCGACAAUGCGCUCGAGUUCAACGGGAACGUGCUGAUGCCAAUGAUGGCAGCUGCGCUGGAGAGCUACAAGAAGGGAGAAGAGCGGGCGGCAGAAGCUGUGAAGCAGGACGAAGAAAAGUUCCUCAGCGACGUGUGGCCUGCAUUGAAUCAUCUGAUCCAGAGUGGGGAAGGACCCCUGCUGGGCGGUGCGGCACCCAGCAUCGCCGACCUCGCCGUCUUCCCGCACAUGCUCGUCGUUACCCGCAAACUACCAGAGCACUUCGUGUCGCAGCACGAGGGAGUGAAGAGCUACCUCGAGGCUCUGCACGCAGCCCUCCCCUCCUUGGGAUGA
Guillardia theta CCMP2712 is the source of this 995-nucleotide messenger RNA. RefSeq lists its product as hypothetical. Gene Ontology annotation, biological process: glutathione metabolic process. The record is from RefSeq and is a predicted model, not a curated record. The transcript is spliced from 5 exons. Gene Ontology annotation, molecular function: glutathione transferase activity. NCBI's taxonomy places the organism in Eukaryota, Cryptophyceae, Pyrenomonadales, Geminigeraceae. The annotation marks the transcript as partial.